Molecule: messenger RNA, 5996 nt
Organism: Solea senegalensis (Senegalese sole)
Lineage: Eukaryota; Metazoa; Chordata; Actinopteri; Pleuronectiformes; Soleidae
Gene: ntrk2b
Product: neurotrophic tyrosine kinase, receptor, type 2b
Exons: 18
Coding region: 472-2862 (796 amino acids)
Biological process (GO): trans-synaptic signaling by neuropeptide, modulating synaptic transmission; positive regulation of kinase activity; multicellular organism development
Cellular component (GO): signaling receptor complex; plasma membrane; axon
Molecular function (GO): brain-derived neurotrophic factor receptor activity; brain-derived neurotrophic factor binding; ATP binding
Source: RefSeq, a predicted model, not a curated record
AGAGAGAGAGAGAGACACACACACACAGAAAAAAAAACAAAAAAAAGAGAAAACGCUGGAGUGGCGGCCUUGACUAUUGAUCUCUAAACAUCUGGAACACCUCAUAUUUGUUUUACAAGGCAGAGGCGGACAGUCUGGGGCUGAGACACAGAGAGUGAGACAGCAGCAGCAGCAGCACGGAGCACUUGACACCUUUGCUUCACGGCAUCGAUAUGCAGUAGUGUGAUAGCAGCUCUGCGGAGACGGGAAGGCCAGUCCAUGGCAUCUUGAUAUUAAAACCGUGGGCUGUGCGCAUUCCUCACCGACGGCGUCGAAAGGAUUAUUACCUUGGUCAGAUAAACGGCGGCAAACGAGGAGAGGAGGGACACACACACACACACACACACACACACACACAACACAUCUUACCACUAAAUUACAUUUGACCAGAUUCUGUGUUGGGAGGUUUGGUGGGAUAUCACUGGACCUGCGAUGGACUCCAGCGCGGGGGAAUAUGGCAUGGCUCGUCUUGGAUUGUUUUUGGUUUUUUUCACGGGGCUGUGGAGAUUUAGCGAUGCGUGCCCCGCAUCGUGCACUUGCAGCAUCUCAAGGAUUGUUUGUAUUGAUUCUGAACCAGGGAUCGAGGAUUUCCCCAUGCUCACGUUAGAUGACAUGGAAAACAUCACCGAGAUAUUCAUUGCUAAUCAGAACAGACUGUUUGACAUUAACGACAACAGUCUGAGGCACUACAUAAACCUCAGAAACCUAACAGUGACGAGGACGAGACUGACGUCAAUAUCACCAGAUGCAUUUUUUAAUAAUACAAGACUUCAAUAUGUAAAUCUCAGACACAAUAAUCUAUCAAUAUUGUCUUGGAGAACAUUUCAGAACUUCAACACAACAUUGCCGCUCCUGCUGUUUGGAAACCCUCUGGAUUGUAUUUGUGAGAACCUGUGGAUCAAACUGAGGCUCCAAGAAGAAGGCGACGGUCAGGAGCUGAGAUGCACGGACGACAGAGGAGAGACGACGCCCUUUGCCACACUCACGCCGCCAGAUUGUGUGGUUCCCAUCGUGGAUGUCACGCCAAAGAUGGUGACCAAGAUGCAGGGGAGUAACGUGAAGGCCGUGUGCACCGCCACAGGCUCCCCUCCUCCCGAGAUCCUGUGGAACCUCGAUAUUCUCUCCACCCACCACGAGAUUGAACCAAAGGAAACAGAGAGCACCCUCACCUUGUCAGGCCUGUCUCCCGACGACAACGGCAGGGUGAUCAUAUGCAGUGCCGAGAACAUGGUCGGUCAGAUGGAGGCCACCAUUCACCUUAACAUUCUCUUUGCCCCGACCAUCCAGCAGCUGCUGGAGCCGGAGCAGAACCACCACUGGUGCAUCCCCUUCAGCGUGACGGGGAACCCUAAGCCCGAGCUGCAGUGGUAUCACAGGAACGUGACUCUCCAGGAGCAGGACUACAUCCACACCCAGAUCCACCUCUCCACUGAGAACGAGGACCACGGCUGCUUGCAGCUGGUCAACCCCACGCACAUCCACAACGGCGUGUACAGGCUGGUGGCAAAGAAUGAGUAUGGCUGGGACGAAAAGAAAGUCUUUGCCCAAUUCAUUGACCCACCUGAAAUAGGUUGGAACGAAACAGAUGAACCUCCAACCUAUACGACCACUUCUCCACUCCCUCCGUUGGACGACAGUGUCGCUGUGUAUGUGGUUGUGGGAAUCGCAGGAGUUGCCUUGACCGGCUGUGUCCUGAUGGUGAUCAUCCUGAAAUAUGGAAGAAACUCCAAGUUUGGUAUUAAAGGCUCCUCCUCAGUCAUCAGUAAUGACGAUGACUCUGCCAGCCCUCUUCAUCACGUCUCCAAUGGCAACAACACCCCAUCGUCCUCGGAGAUGGGUCCAGACGCAGUGAUCAUUGGGAUGACAAAGAUUCCUGUCAUUGAGAACCCACAGUACUUCCGUAACACCGGCAGCAUGCUGAAAUCUGACACGUUCGUGCAGCACAUCAAGAGACACAACAUCGUGCUGAAGCGGGAGCUGGGAGAGGGAGCCUUCGGGAAGGUCUUUCUCGCCGAAUGCUACAACCUGACGCCAGACCAGGAGAAGAUUCACGUGGCAGUCAAGACUCUGAAAGAGGCCAGCGAGAGCGGCCGAGCGGACUUCUACAGGGAGGCCGAGCUCCUCACCAACCUGCAGCACGAACACAUCGUCACCUUCUACGGAGUGUGCGUAGAGAGUGACCCACUCAUCAUGGUGUUUGAAUACAUGAAGCAUGGUGACCUCAACAAGUUUCUCAGGUCCCAUGGUCCUGAUGCUGUGUUAAUGGCAGACGGGCAACACAGCAUCCUGGUGGAGCUGACCCAGUCCCAGAUGCUGCACAUUGCACAACAGAUUGCUGCUGGCAUGGUUUACCUGGCCUCCCAGCACUUUGUCCACAGAGACUUGGCAACCAGGAACUGUCUGGUGGGGGAAAACCUGAUGGUCAAGAUCGGAGACUUUGGCAUGUCCAGAGAUGUUUACAGCUCAGACUAUUACAGAGUGGGCGGUCACACGAUGCUGCCGAUCCGCUGGAUGCCCCCGGAGAGCAUCAUGUACAGGCGGUUCACCACGGAGAGUGACGUGUGGAGUCUGGGAGUGGUGCUGUGGGAGAUCUUCACCUACGGCAAACAGCCCUGGUACCAGCUCUCCAACAAUGAGGUGAUUGAGUGCAUCACCCAGGGUCGCGUGCUGCAGCGACCCCGCACCUGCCCGAAAGAGGUCUAUGAUCUGAUGCUGGGUUGCUGGCAGAGGGAGCCCUACAUGAGGCUGAACAUCAAGGAGAUCCACAGCAUGCUCCAGAGCCUCGCCAAGGCCUCACCCGUGUACUUGGACAUACUGGGCUGAUGUGCCGGGUGUUCCUGUAUGUACUUUGCGUGCAUGUGUGCGUGCUGGGGCUUCAUACUAUGUGUUUGUGUGUUGGACGGAGAGGAGGAGGAGAAGAAGCUUGCGUGACUGUGUGGGUGCGUGUGUGUACAGUACCUGGCUGUAAAUGUUCCUGUAAAUGCUCUCCGUGUCCUCAUUACAUCGACAAAAGCCUUAAAUUCUUUUUCUUUUCUUUUUUUUCUUUUUUCUGCACCCAUCCACAGUAUUUGCCGAUGUUACCGAUGCAUGUUUCACAAGUGGAAACCAAAACGCGGAAAAGGAUUCUGUCACUUUAUCUAAAUCACUAACACGUUCACACACACACACACACACAGAUGAAGAGAAAAAAAACAAACAAAAAGAAACUCGAUAAUCAGACACUGGCUGUUCUGUUUACAUCCAUACAAUUAAUGCUGUGAAUGAAACCAACGUGUCCCUCCGUGUUUGGACACAACGUAAUUGUGAAUUGAGCGUGUCCUGCCAGAAGAUCCAAUUAUUCAUAAAGUUACAGCUGAAGCUUUUUCCUUUUAUACUCUAUGAAAUCGUAUGACAUACGGCCGUUUGUUUGAAUUUGAAACAUUUCUGUAUUUGUGUUAUUCCACACAAAUAUGCAAACGUUCUCAAAGAUUCCUGUUACAUAUAAUCUUGCUCAAGUCCACUGAACAAUCUUUUAAUGUAAGACCAGUGUUAAGGUAGUAAAACCUAAGGGCAUACAGCGUUUAUUUCUUUUUUUCUUUUUAAAUAAUGCUGUAAUCAUUUUCAUACAUUACACGAAUUACACAAGGUCAUCAGUAUUUAUUACGAUGUGGAGUGUUGAACGUCAUGAAGUGUUCAUUUGUUGUAUCUAAAGCACAGAGAAUGAGGACUCGAUGGUGUGAAGCUGUGCCUAUCUUGGAGAUGAGCACAGGUUGUUUGUUUUUUAUUAUUAUUAUUAUUAUUAUUAUUAUUAUUACUAUUGUUAUUAUUAAUUUUUUUUUUCAUUCACCAGCAAUGCCAUUAGCAGAUCUCUGUUGUUCGGUGGCCCAUAUCUGUAAGUGAUGUGGUCGUGUGUGUGUGUGUGUUUCUUCAGAGGCGGGUUUUCUGAUGUCGUGCGUGUGCUUGUUGGUGAGAUUGUGUGUUUAUGGUUUGACGACAGGUGUGACGAUGAAGAUGGGCUUCAGGAGUGUCAUAUUCAUGUUCCGUGUCUAAUUUGAUGCACCGUGUACUGAGGUCCGAGGUUUCUGAGGCGGGUUUGUGCGGUUGUGCACGUGUUGGAGUCACGACCUGUUUAAUUCAUCUUUAUUUCUAAUCUUUACUCGACAUAGUAGUCUAAGAGGCCGUCGUAAAAAGGGUUAAUUAAGAGUCUGAUUGCUCUUGAAGUGUCCCACGGGAGCUUCCAUCUCUCUCUCAGCAGCCCCAGUCAGCGGCCAGGGUGGUACGUAUGUGAUAAAGAUCCUCACUCUGGGCAGCAGUGAAACACAUCAGCAGACAUUUCCAGGAAGACUUUAACAUUUAGAAACUGUUUUUUAAACUACAAUCUGGUAAACAUUUUACAAAAGUAAUCAUUGUGCUACGGCCAUAACCCUGUAUUAAAGGUGAUUUAUCAGGCCAAUAUCCGCCCUUUAUUAUUAUUUCUAUUUAAAAUAUAAAACUGCACUGAAGCGUAGUCACAAACUGCAGAUUGAAGAGGGAGUUUAUUUAAGUUAUGCAAAUGUUGUAUACGAUUUGUUAAACUGUUAUCACUCAUGAUAACAGUUUACCCCUCCAUUACUGGAGGGGUAAAAAAUGAAGAAAUGUGACCAAAAAUGUUAGCCUAAAAAAAUAGCUUCACUGAUUUCUAAAGAUUAUUACACUAUCAGCAUUGUAAAAUAUAUGCACCAGAGAACUUUAGUGUUAAAAAGUCGAAAUAAAUUGAAGCAAGCAGUUUGCCAGAUGUUUCUAAAUACACUAAUAAGACAUAUGCACUUAGGUUACACUGUGUUUUCAUACAAAAACAUACUCACAUGUAACUGUCCCUCCAUCCGUUUUCAUUUGUGAGUCAGCAACAGGCAGAGACUGAAAGCAAAAGAGAAUUAUCACACGAUGAGAGGUUACAAUAUGGGGCAGUAACACAUUACACACUUUAAAUAGCCACCAAGAGUGAGAGCAUUCUGAACAUUUUGAUUCCCUCUCCACUGCAGUCCCUCAUUUCACUUCUCCACUGGUCGAGACAUUUUUGAGAGAAGCACCAAGGCUUUCAGCAUCAGACCUCCACAGCUGUAGCUCGCUGUGUUCGGGUGUUGAAGCUUGGCGUUGAACGUGUUGCGAUGUUGAAUUAAAACAGAGUUUGUGGCCUGAAAAAUUAAUCUUUAAUCUUUGAAAAAUACAUCUUCCCAUUAUAACAUAAUCAUUUUAACAAAAAUCGACUUUACACAUUAGUUUGAUCCCGCCACAGUGUUGUUAGAGCCUGGUCAAACAACAUGCUGCAUGCUUAUUGGCUCACUGACGCUGCUGAGAAAUCCUACCAAAAACUGGAUAUUGAAUGAUAACAUUUCUUCGAUACUGGGCGAUUCAGAGGAAGUUCGAUACUUAGCCGAUACCACAUAAGAGUGUAUAACAAUCAUAUAGAUGCAUAAAGCAGUACAGACAUUAUAAUAUGUUUGGUGGAGUGCACUUUGUAGCGUAACUUGAGCCCAAACGCACAACCUGACCACUCUCCUCGACCUCAGCUGCUUUUUUUUUCAUCCAGCCAUGACUGACGCAAGUAACUCAGACACCGUUUCCAUGUUCUCAUAGGAACAGUGCUGUACGACAACAUGUGUGUGCUGUAUAUAAACUGCUGUGCAUUCUGUACAGUUCUGAUAUUUGUCUAUAUGAAUAGUAGGAUAUGUUUAAUAGUAGAAUCUGUUUUAAGCAGGUAUCAUGUCAAAAGAAAACAAAACUGUGUGACAUCUAUUGAAGACAAUGUGUUAUGGGCCACUGGCAAUACAAAAACUCUAUGUAAAUAGGAUUUUAUUUGUGCUACAUUGUAAUAAUUUCUUUGUGCUCGUUCAUGAUUGCGGUGAGAAUACAAUCCUUUUUUGGCAACUUUUUUGAUCUGCGGAGGACUUUCUUUGAGCAAUGUGGGUUUUUUUUUUCUCUGGAGAAAAAGAAACAAA